GCUGGAAUAGAGACAGACCCAGCCCCCAUGUGCUGCGUGUAGAUCCAGAGCUAAGAGACGGUCAUGAGCGGAAAGUACGACAGUGCGCUGACCGUAUUCUCGCCUGAUGGCCACCUCUUCCAAGUGGAAUACGCACAGGAAGCCGUGAAGAAAGGAUCGACCGCGGUUGCGGUGCGUGGCGAGGACGCGGUGGUUCUGGCCGUGGAGAAACGAGCUCUGGCGAAGCUUCAAGACGCGAGGACAGUCAGGAAGAUAUGCCACCUGGAUGAGCACGUAGCUUUAGCAUUUGCAGGGUUGACGGCUGAUGCGCGUGUGUUGGUGGACAUGGCUCGCGUGGAGUGUCAGAGUCACAGACUGACUGUGGACGACCCAGUGACUCUGGAGUAUAUCACCAGACACAUUGCCAACACCUGCCAGAGCUUCACACAGAGCAACGGAGCUCGUCCGUUUGGUGUGUCACUUCUGAUUGUCGGUUUCGACGAGAAAAAGACUCCAAAACUCUACCAAACUGAUCCUGCCGGAGCCUAUCAUGAAUGGAAGGCGAAUGCCACGGGCCGGGGGGCAAAGUCUGUGCGAGAGUACCUGGAGAAGAACUACUCUCCUGAGGCCGUGCAGACACGAGACAGCACAGUAGUUCUGGCCAUCAAGGCUCUGCUUGAGGUGGUUCAGUCGGGCAGCAAGAGCAUGGAACUGGCCGUCAUGGAGCGGGGGGAAAAACUCACGUUUCUGGAACCAGACGAAAUUGAAACGUACAUCAAGAGGAUUGAAAAGCAGAGAGAGGAGGGGGACAAGAAGAAGGGGAAGAAGGCCACACCCUCUGGCGCUGGACCCUCGUAGACCAUAGCAAACCCCACACUUUCUCUCAGACACAGUAUAUGUAUGAUACAAUGUGUGUUGUGGUCUCAUUAUCAUAACUCAACGAGAUGUUUAACUGUUUUUACUGUUCUGUUGGUUGAGAGUGUCAAAAGCUUUAUGCCUUAAACAAUAAUUAUGGUAAGACUAUAUAUCCCAUUUGGUAUUUGUUUUGCAAUGCGGAG
Geodia barretti is the source of this 1037-nucleotide messenger RNA. NCBI's taxonomy places the organism in Eukaryota, Metazoa, Porifera, Demospongiae, Tetractinellida, Geodiidae. The record is from the annotation of a GenBank genome assembly.